AUUGAAAUUGGUCGCUGCCAACUUAACGAACUUAACGCGAUUGUUGAUUAAAAUAGUAUUAUUUUGUUUAAAUUUCAAGUUGAGUGAAAAGUAUUUUAGGGACUAUAAAAUAGGAAUUUGAAACUUGAACGCUUUAAUUAAAAUGGGAAGAAUGUCACAUUAAUUGACGGAAAUAAAUGCAAGCAUUGACGUAAAUAAAUGGUCAAUGAUGUAAUUAAAGUCUCUGUUCUCAGUCUCGAUUAAUUUCUAUAAAUAGGUGGUUUUAACGAUGUGUUUAUACGGAAAAAAAGGACUUUACAAAGACCCCAAGAAGAAAUCAAUAAAAUGUUUCACAAAUGCGUGCGCAAUUCAGUUUACGAUUAAAAAUUUAUCUCAAAAAUAAAAAUAACAUUGAUUUUAUUUAAAAUAACCUAAAAUGAGGUGUGUUUUUUUAUAAAGAGAAAAGUUUAUGGUUGGUUCUGUUUCAAAUUGCUAGUUAUUUUUAAGUAGACAACUUUUAUCGUUUUAUCGUCAAACUAGUCUUUUAAUUGCUACAUAGUUUAGUAAGAAUUAUGGGUUCAACAACUAUACCUGUUUUACUAGUCACUGCAAAUGUUGGAUCUAUAUUUGAAGAUCCAAAUGAAAUGCUUAAAAUAUGGACUGAAGAAUUCCUAUCAACUGUUUCCAAGCUAGACCCAAAAUUCAUUGGACUGCAUUGUCAAGAGGUUGGAGGAAAAAAUUAUGAACUCAGCAUGAAACAUGUUGAACAUUUUGUUAAAUUGCUCAUGUCUAGCAAUGAAUUACGCUUAUUUGAUAAAAUUAGAGUGUUUUUAGAUGAAGACUAUAGCUCUGCAGAGAAUUUUACAGCGUUGGGAAACUUAUAUUUUGUACAUGAAUCAAUGGAAAAUGUUUCAAUAUGGGACUUCAAAGAUUGUAUAUUUGUGCCUGCAAAGGGUAAAGAAAUACAUUCAGGUAACAUUGAGGCUGUUGUCACGAAAGAAAAAGCAAAAUUUCCACAAGAUUUUUUCCCAGAGUGCAAAUGGUCUCGAAAAGGUUUUAUGCGCACUAGAUGGUCUCUAAACGGAUCCAUAGUCGAUAUGGUGAAUAUACAUUUAUUCCAUGACGCUUCCAAUUUCAUAGCUAUGGAAUCAUAUCCAUCUGUGUACUGUAACAAUAGAAGAAGGGCCUUGCAGCACACUCUGCAGAGGUUCCACAAUGACCAAUAUGAUAAAGCCCCGUUUUUUGUGUUUGGGGAUUUCAAUUUUAGGACUGAUACUGAUGGUGUUGUUAAGAAAUUGACUGAUGGACUGAAAACCACGCGAAUUCAGAAUAAUAAAAAUAAUGAAUUUACGAAAUUGCAAUUCACAACUGAUGACAGUAAGUUAGUGUUGACAGUUGGGAAGAAGGAAUUCAACCACUCGGAUCACCAAACCGUAUUUUUAAACCCCACUUCUGAAUGGCUCAAGUCGUUUGACAAAGAAUUAGAAGCAUUCGAAGACACAUUGACUGAGUAUCCUGUUACUUUCCCGCCUUCCUAUCCGUUCGAGGAAAAAAUCUCUCAUGCCACCAGCUACAUGCAGACUAGAUGCCCUGCUUGGUGCGACAGGGUGUUGCUCAGCAAACAAGCCAAGCAACUAGUCGACGAAGAAUCCGAAGAAGUCAAAUACGGCCUUAUGGGAGUCGACACGUGCAUGGGUGACCAUAAGCCAGUCUAUCUAAAGAUACACCUAAAGGAAAAAGCAGGUACAAUCGUUUGUUGUGAACACGCACCUUUUGCUUGCUUGCCUGACAAAUGCCAAUGUUGCCAGAUUUACGCUUCAAUAAAAAUAAGUGUUGUAGACAUGAGCGACUAUAGCAAAACUAGUUUCCAAAAAUUGCCACUUGUAAAUUCGCAACUCCUACACGAACCUAUCACUCGAGAUAUGCUAUCGCACGAACCCUACACCCCGGAAAGCCAAGAUUCGCAUUCUCACUCGCCCCUACGAGCGGUCGUGGAGAACGGAGAGGACGAUAUUAAAAGUUCGGUGUCUCCAUUGCAACUUAAAAGUCGGUUAGAGAGCAUAAUUCGCAUGGAGUUGAACAGAUCUCCGAAACAUCAAAUGAAACGUUCCGCUUCCGAGAACGUUGACGUUGACAAGCCGAAACACUUUAUGUUCCGCACUCGGGCUAUGUCCGAGACCCCGAAACACGCACGCGUCAGACUGAUUUCCACUCCUAAGUCGGGAUCUUUGAACCGACUCCAAAGUCAUCACAGUUCCUCGGACGAAGAUUGGUUCGAGUUUGAGAAUGAGAACGGAUCUCCCGCUAAACUCGCCCAGUGUUUCGAAGAAGUGUCAAUCGUUGACGAUCCCGUAGAUGUUCCUAUUAUUGCGGAGGAUAAGCGCAAAAAGAAAAGAUGGCCGCAAGCUAAGGAAAACGACAGUGUCAAGGUGACAGAUGUCAGAAAAAUCGACGACAUGAUUGAUCCUGCGACUGUGACUCGAUAUAUUUACAUACAAAACGUUGAUAAACCCGUUAAGAUAUUUAGGGAAACCGCCGUUUAAUUUUGUUAUUAUCUUAAGUGUUGUUUUUUAUUCAGGUCGUUAAAGAAAAACAGUAGAACAUUCAGAAGAAAAAUGUGUUGUGUUACUAUGGCAACGAAAAAAUUUAGACAAGAUAAUUUCGUUUUACAACUUUAAGCUAAAAGCUCCUUUAACUCCAAACUUCCUAAUUUAGGUGAGUUUCAAAAUAAUUGAAUAUCCGAACCCGCCUUUAUGCUUUAUCACGUGAUAUAGUCACAUUUUUUUUGCUUGGAAACAAAUUAUACAGGGUUCAUUGGAGUUUUUGGACAAACCACCAAAUGUCUUUUAGAAGAGUGUAUUAAAAAACAAUAUUUUAGACAUUAUUAGCCUAUAAUUCAUAUUUUAACAAUAUUUGUGGGAAAUACUUUUCUUCUAAGUGUUCUACUUUUUUUCUACCAUUAUAUUAAGUUUUAAUGAGUUUAAAUUUAUUUGUACACAUUAUUUUUUUGUGGUUUUUGUUAUAAACCAUAAUUAUUUUGUUUUUAUAUUAAUUUUUGUUGGAUAAUAUUGUUUACCAGUGUUAACUAAUUAUUAUUUUGGUGGUCAAAAUUUGAAAUAUGCUACAUUGGCGGAACGUAGCCAAUGUAGCUUAUUGGGCUUUUUAAAUUAUUUUUUAAUAAAAUAUGUUGACGAUUAUUUUUUUAAAAUGGACUACAAAGUUGUAUCAAAAAAUGUUGAUACUAAAAAGUUGUCAAGUCAGUAGAAUAAUCUUUUUGCAAACGAAGAAUAAAACAAAUUACAGUUGGUACUGCUUAACUGAACAGUAACUUUCGUAUUAAUUUACACUUUUAAAAUUCCUAUUUGAUAACCGAUCCUCCAAAGUACAAAUUGUUAGUCUGAUAAUUCCGCUAAGGAACUUUUUGAGGUGGAAUUGUUGAGCUAUUCACGUCCAACCAUUUUUAUAAGAAAACAAUAUUUAUUUAACAGUUUUAAACAUAAGACAACUGACUGAAAUAUAACCUUUAAUUACAGUUUUAUUAGAAGAUUAGGAAGACAUAACUUAUAUUAUCAUUGUAAAUCGGAAAAAAAAUGUCGGUACGUUGAAAGUGUUCACUUUUAUUUUUCUUGUAUAUUUGAAUUCGUUCUGAAAAAAAUUCAUUGUCUAAUGUACAAUUCGUCGUCAAUAUCACGAAGUGACUUAACUCGAUUUUCACAACUUUACAAGAGAGCGUUUUAAAGUUUUUUUUAUAAAGUUACAUCUCUUCGUGAAAUUAUCAGAUACACCGGUUAGAUUCGUGCUAUUUUAAUAAAUAAAAUAAUUGAGAUACGCAAUUUCGUGAAAUUGUAGAGCAUACUUUUUUUACAUAAUAUGUGACUUAUCUCAAUUUUCAAUUUUUUCGAGUUACGUCAACUUCGUGAUAUUGACGACGAAUUAUGACAUUUUAAAAUUAUAUUUUAUCUGCUGUUUUUAACACCAUUGAGAAGUUUUUUUCUCUCUAUGAAUACCCUGACUUUUCUGAUUUCUCAAGUAUUUUAAAAAAAAUGAUGGUAAAAAAUAAAAAUGAACACGCUUGUUUUGAUUUAUAUACAGGGUGAUUCAUAAUUUGUCGGAGGACAUUUUAAUUGAAUGAUCAAAAAUGAGGUAUGGACCAAAAAGGUUAUACAGUAUGUUAACACGACGAUCCAGGCAAAAUAAAGAUGAGGAGCUUAUUAUAUUUGGAGGUGAGAUUGGUUUAACCCAGAGAUAACAGAGAUAUAAGCAGUCAUUGAUAAAAUAUAAUAUUCAAUAUUUUUUUUAUGUUUAAAGGAAAAUGAAAAAUAAGAAAAUAUAUACUAUUUAUUGAAGUAUCGAUUAUGUAUAUGAGGCUAUUGCUUUGCAAAAUACAAUAAAUUCCCAAUAUAAAUAAAUUAUAAUAAUAAUAAUAAUAAUUGGAAGGAAGUAUAUAAGGCAUAAAUUAAUAAUAUUAAAAUUUAUAAUUACAAGACUUUCAAACUAAUCUGAAUCAGAUUCACCACACGAAUCAACAUUUUCCAAAACAUUAGCGGCUGUGGUCAAACUAUUUCUGCAGUUUUUCUGUGCCAUACAGGUGCAGGAACCGAUACAGCAAAUAUUUUUUUUCCUGCAUUUGUAAAUUUUGCUUACACAUUCUAGAACAGAAUAUUAUUGUUAGAAUAUUGUAUAGUAUCUUUUUUGCAUUUGCAUGAUGUAAGUUCUGUUAUGUCUGGUGGCAGAUCGAAUAGAGUCUUAAAAGUGGGUAUCAGACUUCCAUCUUGAUCUACUUUCCAUCCAUACUCUUCAACAUUAAGAAGCUGCAUCUGGGUUUAAAGAGCUUAGCCAAAUAUUUAGCUGGUAAAAAUAUCUUAAACAAUGUAGUCUUAGGGCGUCUUCAGUCGGUGGCAAUUUAGCGAUGGUUUUUGAAGAGGCCAAUAAUCCCCUCAGUUUUGAAUAAAUUUUUAUGAAAAUUCUUUCAAGAUUAGAGAAUAUGUUUUCAGAGUAGGGUAACAUGGGGUUAACUGAAACCAUCUGAUGGAAAUAUUUAAAUUGAUAUUCCGGUUUGAAAGCUUAGACCAAAAUUUUGUCUAGGGCAUAUAAUUUGAUCAUAUAACAAUGGAAAAAAAAUACAGCUGACACACAGUUUAUUAAAAGAAGCCUAUUUUUUUUAUUUUUUGUAUUCCUGCAAUAUGGUUCAGUUAACCCCAUGUGCAGGUUAACGCCCGUAUGCACCGUACACGUUUAAUCCAGAUCAAGGGUUUAAUCGCGUUUAGUACCAUUUUUAGCUAUGGUACUACGGGCGUAACUGAAACAUAUGGGUAGGUUAAUUGAACAUAUGGGUAGUUUAAUUGAACAUAUGGGUAGUUUAAUUGAACAUAUCUUUAAAAUAAUAAUAAAAUACUUGAAAAAUAUAUAAGUAACAGGUUUGAAAAAAAUAAUGAAACUUACAUAAGGAAAAAUGUAUUAGCUAAAAUAUUAGAAAAUUUUAAAAAACUGAAAUUUAAAUCACUGAAAUCAAUGGAAAAUGAUGUCAUGUUUGCAAAGCGAGCGCUGCUACUUUUUAUUGGAGGUUGUAAUUUCAAACAUCUGCUUUGGAUACGAAACCCAUUUCAUUUUCAUCUAUAAAUUUGUUGGUUAUAACGUUUCAGAAAAGUUACGUCGUAACCAUUGAGCAUUUGCUUACGAACUUUAGCAACAUAAUGUCGAAAGUUUAUAGCAGUUUUUCCAAAAACUUUUACUAUAAUAUAGUCUCCCUCUAAAACAUCACUGGAUAUCUCAUUGUAAUCGUCAAAAUCCUCUGGUGAAUCUGAACUUUCGUGAUAACUUAUAUUUUCUUCGCUGGCAGAGGAGCUAGAUUCCAAAAUACGUUUCGUUACUGCUUGUCUUUUGGUUUCAUUUACUUUUUGUUGUUUAUUUUUCUUAUCUUCACGAUUUUUAGCCUCUUCUUCUAGACUUUCUUUGAUGGGAGUGUUGGUUAGAAUCAAGGAUUUUCCUAUCUUACGCCUAGUUGCCAUUUUUCUUGGAGCAGCUUUUGGAAAGGGACGAAUUUGUUGAGGUGUUAUUAGUUUAGAAGUUCCAGGACACUGUUCGUUUUGAUUUAAGUUUAAUUUCUCGUUUGAAGGACCAGGUGUUGGUUCUAUUGUCAUUGGUGACGGUUUGGCAGGUAUUUCUUCCGUUUGGGGUUGGGAUAAUUGACAUUGUUCGGGGUUUGGUCUGUCUGUCACAUACGAUGAUAAAAAAGCCUCUUCAGAAAAAAUGUCGGCAUUAAAUGGUUCUAUGCCGGUGGCCCUGAAUCCACUACAAAUAUUUUUUGGAGUAAAAGACUGUAGGAAAGCUUCUCCUACGAGACCACCGACUUCAUAUAUAGUAAUCGUCUUUCCAGGAUGAUUUACCAUCCACCUGUCACAAGCAAUAUUAUAAAACUUUUUAAUUGGACCGAAAACUGCAACGUCAAGAGGUUGAAGCUUGUGGCUGCAGUGUGGGGGCAAAGUUAGGAGAAUUAUGCCAUUUUCUUUUGCGAAAUUGAGUGCAGCAAUACUCAAAUGACUUUCGUGGUUAUCAAGUAGGAUCAACUUCGGGUGUUCUUUGGACGGUCUUUCAUGCUGAGCAAAGUGCUGUAAAACAGGUAGAAAUAAACUGCUGUUCAUCCAUCCAGAUGGAGUAGCGGCGCCUUUUGUCCCAGGUGGAGUUCCGUGUAACAUGUUAUCCUUAAAAUGGACACGAGGGAAUGUAAAGAACGGCGGUACGUAACGGCCUGUAGCGCCAAUAAUACCCACAACUGUAACCAAUGUCCCUCGUUCAGCAGAAGUUAUUUGGCCCACGCCUUUUUGGCCUGUUGUGGCUAGUAUUUUGGGCGGCUUGUGAACAGUAGUUGCUCCGGUUUCAUCCAAGUUAUAGAUGUCUUCGCUUUCGAAGUUAAAUUUCGUUUUUACCUCUAGAAGGUUUUUGAAAAAAGCUUCAACAUUUGUUUUGUUGAAGCUUGUUGCUCUACUCAUGCUGGUCUGUUCUGGGGUUCUUAAUGAUAGCUUGUGUCUCUUCAUAAAGCUAACCAUCCAUUCUCUUCCUGCCAUACUUUCUCUGAUCCAACUGUCUUUAACACUUUUGUUGUUAGCCACCGCGUAUUCGUAGGCCAGUUUGUUUGCUUGAUAAACCGUAGUGAGUAUUGCAAGCAUGUUGAAUAUAUUUCUUUAAAACAAGUUCUUCCUCUUGCGAAAAAACCAUUAGAUGCUCAUUGGUUGGUCGAAAGUUAAUGGAAUUUAUGUCUUUAUCUCGAGCUUUAUCGACGUAUCUUUUCAAGGUAAUUCUGGGUAUAUUUAGGGUCAUGGCAACACUUCUCACCGAACUACCUUUUUCCAGAACUUCUUGGACUGCUUGCUUUACUAGUUCGGCAGAGUAUGACCUGUUGUUGGUCGUGCGUGCCCUGAUGCGUGGCAUAAUUCUGAAACAAUUACAAAAAAUUACGAAAAUCGCUAAUUUACAAAUUGCAGGUUAACUGGACACCUGUUCAUUUAACCUGUUGUGACGUGUCCAGAUAACCUGUUGUAUAUGUAAAAAAUAUAAACAAAUAAUUUCUAAGCAGCAUAAGGUUUAGCAAUAGUUUUAAUAAUGGUAAUCAAUAGUAAAGUGCUCACGCUUAAGUUCUAUCCACUAAGAUUUUGGGUGUAUCACUGAUUUCGGCAUGUGGCACAAAAUAUCUGGGAGGUCGAAAAUUUACAUAGCCGCUACUAAAAUUAUUUUAGGUUAUGAUCGCUUUAUUCGUAAUAUUUUAGAAUUUAUUAAUAAACUUAUAGUGACAUCUGUUAGCAAGUCACUGAACUUCCAAAAGUAGAGGCCAUUACCAACAAUGACAUGACAGAUGUACGUAAGUGUUCAGUUAACCUCAUGUUACCCUACUGAUCAGUGCCAAAUCCAUCCAAAACGUA
Messenger RNA from Psylliodes chrysocephalus, 7895 nucleotides. NCBI's taxonomy places the organism in Eukaryota, Metazoa, Arthropoda, Insecta, Coleoptera, Chrysomelidae. The record is from the annotation of a GenBank genome assembly.